AUGCCCGAAGGGGCCUCGGUCGUCGUGGCCGACUACGACCUGGAAGGAGCUAAAAAGGCCUGCCAAACCCUGAACGACGCCGGAGGAAACGCCGUCGCCGUCUAUUUCAAUGCGGCGGAACUGGAAAGUUCGCGCGACCUGGCGGCGCAUACGCUGAAAAAUUUCGGCCGGAUCGACGUGGUCGUCAACAACGCCGGGUAUGCCGAUCCCAAACGGGACGCCGACCUGCUGCACGCCGACCUGGAUUAUUCGACGAAUCGCCUGGAUGACGGCCAACGGCGGCGGCGCGAUCGUCAACGUCGCGUCGAUCGGAGGGUUGACCGGCAACCUGACGGGCGCUAUUACGGCAUCUGCAAAGCCGGUUCGGUCAACUUCACGCGGUACGUAGCCACGCAGUACGGCAAAGCCGGCGUGCGAUGCAACUGCGUCGCGCCGGGACUGGUGUUGACCCCAGCGGCCGAACGGUCGCUGACCGACGAGUACAAGGAACUGUUCAUCGCGCACAAUGCGGUGGAUUACGCCGGGCAGUCGGAAGACAUCGCCGGAGUGAUCGCCUUCCUCGCUUCCGACGACGCCCGUUACGUGACCGGGCAGACGGUCGUGGCAGACGGCGGCUGCACCUGCCACAAUCCGACGGUCAGAGACAUGCGCGCUUUUGCGGAAGGACAGACUACGUUCAAAUAA
Mycena citricolor is the source of this 684-nucleotide messenger RNA. Lineage: Eukaryota; Fungi; Basidiomycota; Agaricomycetes; Agaricales; Mycenaceae. The record is from the annotation of a GenBank genome assembly.